This is a messenger RNA of Schistosoma rodhaini, 5338 nucleotides long. The record is from the annotation of a GenBank genome assembly. Lineage: Eukaryota; Metazoa; Platyhelminthes; Trematoda; Strigeidida; Schistosomatidae.
AUAACACUUCUUGACUACCGCGCUUCUUAAAAUAUAAGCGUUGUAUCCGCCGUCUAUUCUUCUGCUUUAACGGCCACGGCCUUUGAUUGAAGAUUAUAAUAGUAUUAUAACAUCUUUUUAGACCAUUCCACACUACGUUGGUGUUUUGGCCCGGAUCAUUACUGAAUAAUACUACUGGAUCUAAUCUUCCCCAUUUUGCUGUUGGUGCCAUCACGUGCAGAGGAAUCUUUGUUAACCAAGUGAACUUAUUUGUGGUUGUUAUCUCAGAAAGCAGCUUACAAGUAACAUUCAUUUCAUAACACUGUUACCAUUUUGUUGCUCAAUAUACCUUUUUAUAAUUUAACUGUAAUUUGUUACCUUUUGCGUUAAUCAUAGACACACGCUUAGGUUCGUAGUGUUAAUUCUUUUGGUAUAUUGUUGGUAACGUUGCGAAUUGUUAUAUUUCAACUAAGCUCUUUUGCUGAGGUCCACCACAAAUCUGGUGAGCCCUUAUAUCUCUGUUUGGAACUGUAAUUUUGAGUUCACUUAUAAACAUUACGGCGCUGAUUUUUCUCUUGGUAGUGAUUAUUUUUUGUAUAUUUGUAAUGUUUUCAUCCGAGUCUGAAGACAUCAGCCAGGACAACGACCGAACAGAGUUACACGCUUUAAACGUAAUAAAUGUACCUCCAUUCAGUAGAGUAAACCCUCGUAUAUGGUUUGCACAGGUGGAAGUGCAGUUUCAGCGUCGUAACAUUCGUUCACAACAAUCGAAAUACUCCUUUGUGCUUGGAAUUCUACCAACUGAGGUAGCAUCUGAGGUAUCAGACCUCAUAGACAACGUCCCUGUAUCAAAUGCCUACGACCAGUUGAAGCAGGCUAUUAUUCAACGUACCUCACUCUCGGAUGAAAAGAAGCUACAACAAUUGCUACAUGAGUGCGAGCUAGGUGACAAGUCACCUUCCCAAUUAUUACGCCACAUGAGGCAGUUGGCUGAACCUUUUAAGGUUGGUGAUAUAUUUCUGAGAGAAAUUUGGCUACAACGUUUACCAACAGUAGUCCGGCAAAUUCUCUGCGCUUCUAACCAAUCUUUAGACUUAGAGGUUCUAGCUAGCAUGGCUGACAAAGUUCUAGAAGUAACGCCAAGCACAACACCCUACGUGCAGGCGAUAUCACAAACUUCGAGUGACACUAAAACUCCGAACAUAGCUUCCUUAACAGCUGAAUUAAGUGAUUUACGUACACAGCACGCACGCACAGUCGCCAGUCUUGAAAACAAGCUAGAUACAUUACAAUCAAUUAUUUCCAAUCUCACAUCUCGAAAGUCUCGCUCUAGUUUUCAGGGGACCAAGAACCGAGAUAACUCAAGAACAAAGAAAAAUGAUAACAUCUGUUGGUACCAUAGAAAGUAUGGUGACAAAGCUAGAAAGUGUGUUACGUCCUGUAAAUUUUUCAGGUCAUUUUCCUCGCCAAAAGAUGUCAACCAGGCAGUAGUACCGACAAAUGUUACAGGUCAUGCUACUAGUCACCUUUUCCACGUUCUCGACAAAACUUCAGGCUACAAAUUCUUAGUAGACACUGGAGCCGAAGUCAGUGUUAUCCCAGUUACGCUAGCCAAGAAACCUAUUUCUAAAUGUGGAAAAUAUUCAUUGAGAGCAGCUAAUAAAACUGAAAUAAAAACAUUUGGAGAACAACUCUUGACAUUAGAUUUGGGAAUUAGACGUCGACUAAACUGGGUGUUUAUUAUUGCUGAUGUCCGUCACCCUAUAUUAGGUGCAGACUUUUUAAGCUCCUAUAACUUAUUAGUCGAUGUUAAAAAACGAAAACUUAUCGAUUCGUGCACAAAACUCCAAGUUCAUGGAAUUCAGUCACACUAUCAUAUACAUAGUAUUAAAAUCAACACUCCAGUAAACGACAUAUUCGCCAAUAUUUUAUCUAAAUUUCCAAAGUUAACGAAACCAGAUUACAGCGAAAACACCAUCCAGCAUUCUGUGGUGCAUCGAAUUAUCACCAAAAACCAACCAGUUUCGGCACGUCCUCGUCGUUUACCACCGGACAAACUUGCAGUUGCAAAGGCCGAAUUUGAGCACAUGAUGCGACUAGGAAUAAUACGUCCGUCGAGUAGCUCCUGGGCAUCCCCACUCCACAUGGUACCUAAGAGGGAUCAGGAUUGGCGACCUUGUGGUGAUUAUCGAUCACUGAAUAACUUAACUUUACCAGAUCGUUACCCCAUUCCCCAUUUACACGAUUUUUCACUUACGUUACACGGUAAACAAAUUUUUUCUAAAAUCGACCUUGUGCGAGCGUACCAUCAAAUUCCAGUAGCAUCUGAAGAUGUAGCGAAAACAGCCAUCAUUACCCCAUUUGGUUUGUUUGAAUUUCUGAGAAUGCCAUUUGGAUUAAAGAACGCCGCACAGACUUUUCAACGAUUUAUGGAUGAAGUCACUAAAGGCCUAGAUUUUGUUUUCGUGUAUAUCGACGAUGUAUUAAUAGCCAGUAGUUCAUUUCACGAACAUAUUGAUCACCUACAUCAACUUUUCGAGAGAUUUCAGAGAUUCGGUAUAGUCAUUAACCCAUCCAAAUGCAUUUUCGGAGUCGAAGGCUUAGAAUUUUUGGGUCACUCGAUUGACAAACAUGGUAUCAAACCCUUAGACGCAAAAAUUGAAGCUAUCAAAAAUUUUCCAGAGCCAGACUCACUAAAUAAACUUCGACGUUUCUUGGGUAUGUUUAAUUUUUAUCGUCGGUUUAUCCCUCACUGCUCAGAUAUUCUACAACCCCUAACGGAGGCAUUAAAAGGCAAAGCCAAAAAGUUCACAUUAUCCUCCGAAGCGAAAGAUGCCUUUACUGCUGCUAAAACAGCGAUUGCUUCUACCACCAUGCUGACCUACCUCAGUCCUGAUCCAGAAGCAACACUAAUUUUGUGUACAGACGCUUCUCAGGCAGCGGUAGGCGCGGUGCUGCAACAAAGAGUAAAUAAUGAAGUCAAGCCACUUGCUUUCUUUUCGAAGAAGCUAGAACCGGCCCAAACCCGAUACAGCACAUUUGGCAGAGAAUUAUUAGCUGUUUAUCUAGCAGUUAAACAUUUUAAACACUUACUACAAGGUAGAGAUUUCGUAAUCUUCACUGAUCACAAACCUUUGACUUACGCUUUCAAUGCCAAAAGUGAUCGUUAUUCUCCUAGAGAAACUCGACAGUUAGAUUACAUUUCUCAAUUUUCUACCAACAUACAGUUCAUAAAAGGUGAGUCAAAUGUUGUGGCAGAUACUUUGUCACGUUUCGACAUUGAUGCUAUUUGCUCCACUAAAGGAAUUGAUUUGUUGGACAUUGCACGCUUACAGGUUGAUGAUCCUGAUCUUGCGGCUUGUAAACAAAAUUCGAGUCUAGUAUUAAAAAGUAUUCCAAUAGCACAUUCUGAUUCUACUAUAAUUUGUGAUACUUCAACUGGAAUACCCAGGCCAUUUGUGCCAAUAGCGUACAGAAAAAAAGUUUUUGAUUGUCUUCAUUCAUUAUCUCACCCAGGAGUUCGAGCUACUGCGAGACUGAUCGGAGAAAGAUUUGUCUGGCCAAAAAUGAACUCAAACAUAAAGGAAUGGACCAGAAAUUGUUUACAAUGCCAGCGUAGCAAAGUUCACAGACAUACGAUUACAACACCGUCAACAUUCAAUCUACCUGACCAUCGUUUUCAGCAUGUCCACGUUGAUUUAGUUGGUCCUUUACCCCCAUCUAACGGAUUUACUUACAUCUUUACUGCAGUGGACCGUUUUACCAGAUGGCCAAUAGCAUGUCCAAUAAGAGAUAUCUCAGCAGAAAAUAUUGCUGCCGUGUUUCUUGACAGAUGGAUUUCUAAUUUCGGUGUACCUUCUACCGUUACUUCCGACAGAGGUUCACAAUUCCAAUCGCACCUCUUCAACGAAUUUACGCGCAUCUUGGGAAUCCAUCACAUCACUACAACUGCAUACCAUCCAGCAGCAAAUGGACUAGUGGAACGAUUCCACAGACAACUCAAAAGCUCAUGGAUGGUACAGCCUGAUGUAACUAGAUGGAGUGAAUUCCUACCUCUCAUAUUAUUGAGCAUACGCUCGACAAUUAAGGAAGAUCUACAAUGUACACCUGCUCAGCUAGUUUAUGGAACUAAUUUAACCUUACCUGGUCAACUAGUCACGCAUAAAGGCACUUCUGUAUGUACAGACCCCUCCUCCUUUUGCGAAAGACUAAUGAGCCACAUGAAUAGCAUUAAGCCUGUUGCACCUCGACCAGUCUUCUUAAAAGAGCAAAUUAGCAAGCAUCUAAACACAUGUAAAUUUGUGUUUGUCCGUGUCGACUCAGUAAGACGUCCUUUACAACACCCUUAUGAAGGACCUUAUGAAGUAGUAGACAGGCAAGCAAAAUAUUUCACAAUCAAGAAGAAUGGGAAAAAGGAAACAGUUGCAAUUGACAGGUUAAAACCCGCUUUCAUAGAGUCUGAAACACAUAACAGUCGAAAGCCUUCUAAAGACAACAACUGCACAACACAGCUUCCUGCGUUUCCAGCUAAUUCUUCACCUACUUCUGUGAAAUCGCCAACUCAAACAAUGUGUGAUGCUAAUGUUAUGGCUCCUACAAACUUAGUUCCUAAUUCCACUACCUUACCUAUUUCAAAAACCACUCGUACAGGAAGACAGGUACAUAUUCCUAAACGUUAUGCUGAAUUCAUUACUAAAUCUUCCUUCGAUCAUAUUCUGUAAUGUGAGUAAAUACCCAUAUGCUAAGAAUUACUCAUGACGCUCAUUAUUAACUGUAACGUUACCCAACUUAGUUGUAUUUGAUCAUUUUAUAAUUGAUCGUUUACAUUGAUAUAUACAGAUAUUAAAAAUUUUUCCGGUAAUAUAUCAAUUUAAUUAACGUUAUUAUAAAUAACACUAUUAUUUUUAUUAUACGUUCAAUUAUCUUUGUUAAAUUUUUUUUACAUACAUUAAAAAUAAUAAACACAAAAUUUUUUUUUCUAACCACACAAAAACAUUUUGUUUCAUAAGUAUAUAUACUUAUUAAAUUUUUUUUUUGAUAACCUCUAUUUAUUCUUUCCUUUGUUGUGUAAUAAUUUUUUUUUCCCUCCAAAGCACUUAGAAUUUACGUCGGGCAUACCACCACCGACGCAUGCCCUAGGGGGGGAGUUAUAUAGUGACACUUAUGUCUAGUGAUUUUUUGUAACAACAAAUUAAAGGUCACAUAUUUUUCCUAGUUGUCACACUUUUUAUGUAAUCACACUCAUAUUCGAUAUUUAUUGUUUUUCUGUAUCAAUGGUAAAGAAACGAAUACUUUUGUUUGGUUAUAUAUAACACUUCUUGACUACCGCGCUUCUUAAAAUAUAAGCGUUGUAUCCGCC